Molecule: messenger RNA, 1729 nt
Organism: Neocloeon triangulifer
Lineage: Eukaryota; Metazoa; Arthropoda; Insecta; Ephemeroptera; Baetidae
Exons: 3
Coding region: 415-906 (163 amino acids)
Biological process (GO): positive regulation of voltage-gated potassium channel activity; regulation of synaptic transmission, cholinergic; sleep
Source: RefSeq, a predicted model, not a curated record
ACUUCCAUGAUGUGUGAUCAAGAAAAUACAUUAAUGUGAUUGCAUGAUUAAAAACAUGCAAAUUUCUCCUUAUUUAAUUCAAUGUUUCUACACAUCAAGAGCAAAUGUGCCUCCUACACCCCGUUGCACUGUUGAAAUCAACGUGAUGUGCAUGCCAAAAGAGUCCUAUGCGUGUGGCAAAAAAGUCACUGCGGAGGUCGGCGUUUGAGCGUGGAGUCCCGAGGCGGCGCUUCGCAAGUUCCAUUGCUUGGAAAACGGGUUUCUUUCUCUUUUGUACAUCAGGAGAACCGCGGCGUGGCCGUUCAGAAGCUAUUCUUGCUUCAGCUGCUAAGGAGGUCUGUCGCGAUUGUGUCUGUCAAUUGUGUCUUUUAAUUGUAAGUCGUGCUUGACUCGCCUUACUUUAGAUCGGCCAAAAUGAAAUCGAGGGUGACCAAAGCUUGGUGUUUCCUUUUGUUUGGAUUUAUUUCUGCAGUCAGUGCGAGCAGUUUUAAGUGCUACCAGUGCACGUCCGAAGAAAAUCCUGAUUGCGGCGAUCCGUUUAAGCCGAACGUGACCCUGGUGGCCACCGAGUGCCAGGACCUGGCAUACGUAGCCGCAAUCUUCUUCACAAAUACUUUCACUGAGCAGCGGCUCCAACAUGCGUGCAUUAAAACAGUAAAAACCACUGGAGACAAAGUGGUUGUCACUCGAAAGUGCUCCUUGGACACUUCUCUGAUUAAAGACUCUAAUGGCAAACCAGCUCCGAAUAUGUGCGACGAAGACUUAAAGCAGGUCCCUGGCGAAACGUGCAACAUAUGCAUGGAGGAGGCGUGCAACUCGGCACCAAGAGCAUUGCACUCUGUUUCCUCACUGUUGGUUGCUCUUCCCGCAAUCAUCUGCAUUUUUACUAUUAAAGCUUUCUUCUGAGAUUAGUAUAUUUUCAGCUGUAAAAAAAUAGAAACUAAAAUUAAAACUCUGUGAUUUAAAUACUAUUAAGACGAUUCACUUUGACAGAUUUGAAUUUGAAUUUCAUGUUUAUUUUUAUUGCAUGUUCUGGCAUUUAUAACUUUUGCUAUAUAAACAGCAGACGAAAAAUUUAUAACUAUUCUAAAGCGGAGCUUUUUAUGACUUCACGCUCCGUGCAAGUUUUUAAUUGACAAGUAUAUGCUCCUUUGUAUAAAGAAAGAUGAUUUCAUAUAGAAAUGAGUGCUCUUUUUGCGCAAUACUGUUCAUUUUACUGUUUUUUCCAUGUGCGCUUUCUUAAACUCGUUAACAUUUCACAAAUCAAAAUUAUUGCAAGUUUGGUCUGUUAAUUUUAUAAUGGUCUCUGCUGUUGAAUAGAAAAUUCGAGAUGAGAUGUGGAGCAUACUUCCUUUUGUUAUAAAAUUAUUACCAUUAUUUAAUUGCUAAAUGUUGCAACUGUUGCAAGCGUUUUGUAAACACUUCUUGUAAAAAUUGCUCACUAAAAUUCUCCACAGUGUUCUGAUUUUAAUGUAAGAUGCAUAAACAGUUGUUAGGGUUAGUUAAAUUAUUUUUAAUUUACGUUCAGUGAAAAAUAUCUGUAUUAGCCAACUAGUCAAAGCUUGUUUUUGUGAAACAUUGUGAAAUUAAAAUAUAAAUUAUGAUUUAUUCUAAAAGGCAAGUGAAUUGAAUUGUAAAUUAGUAUAACGGUUUAGCGCACCUUUUUUGUACGUCCGAGUUGCGCGCAAGAAAUAAAAUUACUAGAGCAGGUCAUCUUGUUUUUUUUUUU